Cantharellus anzutake is the source of this 634-nucleotide messenger RNA. RefSeq lists its product as uncharacterized. The record is from RefSeq and is a predicted model, not a curated record. The transcript has a single exon. The coding region runs from base 204 to 557 and encodes 117 amino acids. NCBI's taxonomy places the organism in Eukaryota, Fungi, Basidiomycota, Agaricomycetes, Cantharellales, Hydnaceae.
AUGAUUGAUUCUGAGGAUCGCCUCCCACCUGGUAUGGUUGGAGCUAUUCCCAUAUGCUUGGUACGUAUUCAACGGAGCUGUGGCCAUACCAACAUCCGAUAUUGACUAACCGGCCACGUUUCGAUCCAUAAUGAACUAUGUACAUAUAGUUUUCAUUUGGCUGGACAUCAACCUCCAGCAUUCAUUAGAUCAUCCCCAUAAUUAUGUCGUCGUCCUUCGCCGUCGGAGCAUUUCUUCUGUUUUACUCGGUGCUCAAUUUCCUGGUAAGUAUAAAGUACCGCUUCCCUAGGUCAUAUAGAUGCGUACCCCGCCUCGGUACUUGCAGGGAGUCGUUCCGUUCCUGUCUGAGUGGAACUUUUCCAUGUAUGCUAAUUUCGCUCAUCCAGUGCACUUCUGCCCGGCCCCGCCGAACUCUUCAUCUUAUCUCCACUCUUCCCCAUCGUGUUUUCCAGGCCAAUGUUCAUCAAUUUGCAAAAAAAAAAAAAUCGGCCCUUCAGGGUUCCCUGUCCCCUGGGGAUGUAUGCUUUGUGGGUUAUAUCGCAUUGCCGCUCCGUUGAUGGCGUUUGCAGACGGGCGUCGUCGAGAUGUCUUGAUCUAUUUGAUCUAUAACUAACAAUAAAUCUUCGCGCAGUGG